ACGGCUCUCCAUCACACCUACGAUCCUCCCGUAUACUGGUAAUUCACACCCAACAUGGCGCCUGCAUUGGCGCGAAUACAUCAGCUGGUGGCCAAGAAUGCGAAAGUAUUCAAGGCCGCCUGGAAGCAUACUGCGAAACUCGUUCAAGACCAGCUUCCGGCGUCUAUUCGACCGACCCGCGCUGAACUCCAGCCUAUUCUUGUCAGAACUGGACCGAAGCAUCCAAUCCACCGUAUUGCUCUGUUGAAGCAGAGCAAAGGUCGAUGGUACUCGACUCAUAGCACGAUCUCCGCAACCGUCCGCCACUUUACCUCCGCCGCACGAUCGGGGCCCAAAUUCGAUCGAGCAUCGCUCCCGAAGUCCAGGACCGGAGAUGCAGUCUAUAGACAAACCGGUCGCGCACCCUUUGCGUCGACACUGAGGCCCAACCUGACCGGCGGUACGCUUGGCCGAACAGCCGGCGGUUACGGAUGGGGCUCAGGACGUGCUGGAGGUGCUCGAUACUUCUCGCAUGGUCCUGCAGCACCAGCUCAGGUCAUCAACAACGUAUCACAGGCUGUCCGAGCUUUCAUGCUCGGAGGGCAGAAAGCACAGUUCGAUGGUGUUGAUCCUCGUACGGGUGAGAAGCGCUUCCGGUCCGUCUCUGCGCUUCAAGACAAGGUCAACCGUACCCUCAACAAGGCCCCAAAGACCACGCCAGGCUCCUACGUCAGCUUUAGCAUCAACCCUACCGUCACCGCCCUCAGCCCUCUCACCGCUGUUAAGGGCUUUUCCUCGUCGUUCGCCGAAGAGCAGAACUCACUCAAUAAGGAUGGCUUCCUAGACAUUCUUUCUAUUGAUUUCUCUCGAGCAGUCAAGGAACUUGCAGGUACUCUCAAAGACCUUCAACGCCUAUCAGCCUUGGGUGAUUUACCUAUAACAUAUGAACAUUCCACGCUUAAGAUACACUUUCCAGGAUGUGACGCCGGCACCGUGGAGAAGAUCUGCGAUGAGUUCGGUGUUCAACGUGGCGUAGUAUCCCAAGACGACGACUUUGACUCCUUUGUCGGUACCGAGAUCGCCCUCCUUUUCCCAUUGGCAUCGAGUCGCACCCCCUCCGAGUGCUCCUUCUAUGAGAAAGACGUUGCCCAGCGCCAGUUUCCUAUCGACUGGCGGCCAAUGAUGGCUUCAUCUAUACUGAGCUCGGACUCCGACGAUUACUCCACACAAUCCGAAGUCGACCUGGAUUUUGAAGAUGUGCUCCAAGACAACCCGUGGGCGAUCUCAGAUGAAGAGGGAUAUGAGAGUCUUCAUACCAGUGACGUGGACGAAUUCGACGCACACUCGCCAUUGGAGUAUCAGGGUAUCCAAGGCAUUUAUAGGUUUAUGGAGCAGUGUGAGCCUAGCUCGCGAUAGAGAGUUCGAGGCGGCACUUCAGAGAGAGAGAGAGAGAGAGAGAGAGAGAGAGGAUUCUAGUGAUACCAUUCGGCUUUAGAUUGCCUGACUUGUGUUUGUGUGUAUGCUCUUGGGUCGCUCUUUAGUGCCUUCUCUUAUGUAGGAAAUCAUAUGGUUUAAGUUGAAUUCACGCGUUUCUCUUGCAACGAAGACUAGAUGGUCGAUUUGAAUACUGAGCGAACGCAAGCUUUCUUAAU
Paraphaeosphaeria sporulosa is the source of this 1631-nucleotide messenger RNA. RefSeq lists its product as uncharacterized. Lineage: Eukaryota; Fungi; Ascomycota; Dothideomycetes; Pleosporales; Didymosphaeriaceae. The transcript is spliced from 2 exons. The record is from RefSeq and is a predicted model, not a curated record. Gene Ontology annotation, molecular function: proteasome binding. Bases 55 to 1395 code for a protein of 446 amino acids. Gene Ontology annotation, biological process: proteasome assembly.